Erigeron canadensis is the source of this 3498-nucleotide messenger RNA. Its product is annotated as SAC3 family protein A. The record is from RefSeq and is a predicted model, not a curated record. Bases 242 to 3256 code for a protein of 1004 amino acids. NCBI's taxonomy places the organism in Eukaryota, Viridiplantae, Streptophyta, Magnoliopsida, Asterales, Asteraceae. Gene Ontology annotation, cellular component: nucleus. The transcript is spliced from 14 exons.
GUAACAAGAAAAGAAAAAAAACCCAAAUUGGACCCAACAUAGACACCCAGUUGAAAAUCUUCAUCUCUUUUUUUUCUUUCUUUCUAUCAAUCUCCGAUCUUUCCUUAUUUCUUAAUUCAAUUAAUAAAUCUCAUUUUCUUUCACACUUUUCUGAUUUUUGUUUCUUGAUUUUUCCCCUAUCAUCAUAAUCUCAGGCUUCAAUCUCAGGAUUAGGUGGUGGUGGUGCUUGUGAUGAUAUGAUAUGAUGAAUCAAGGAGGUGGAGGAGUUACGGAUACUAUAACUACUUCGGAUUCUAAUAUUUCACUUGAGCAUCAUGCUGUUGAUCCAAACAACGCACAAGUACCAUCUUAUUAUGCCCCAGCUACCGGCUCUGAAUCUGCAGCUUGGACCAGCUACAACUAUGAUCAACGUUCAGAACCCCAUUCAAAUCCACAGGCAUCUUCUGGUACCGUAUCAAGUUCCGGAGCAGCUAGUGUAGAGUAUGCGAACUAUGCAGCGUACCCAAAUAGUGAUUCAUAUGGAUAUGGAAACACAAAUUAUUCAAGUUACUAUAGUAGUUAUCAGCAGCAGCCAAAUCAGUCGUACCCUCAGCAGCAGACAAAUCAAUCAUACCCUCAGCAGCAAGCUAGUCAAACAUAUGGUCAACCUGCAGGAGCUUAUCAAAGCACAGGUGCUCCUCAUCAGCCUAUUUCCUCAUUUCAGAAUACAGGGUCCUAUGCUGGUCCCGCAAGUUAUUCAACAACUUAUUACAAUCCUGGUGAUUAUCAGACAUCUGGUGGCUACCCAACUACGAAUUACAAUACCAAUCAGACGAACACGUGGAAUCAAGGAAGCUAUGUGGGUUAUAGUCAUCAAUAUUCAAAUUAUAAUGCAGAACCUAACGGUGUUUAUGCUGCUCAAAGUGAUCCUGCAGCACCUCAAUAUCAACCAGAUUAUAGUAAACAAUGGGCAGAUUAUUACAGCCAAACGGAAGUCACAUGUGCCCCCGGGACAGAAAAUGUAUCUUCUACCAGUGCAUCCAAUUUAGUGACUCCCCUUCCUGCUGUUGCCAAUGGUUACUCUGCUCCAAGCAGCCACCAACCGGUGGCAUCUUCUGCUCCAUCAUCUUGGAGGCCAGAACCUGGCUUAUCUGAGUUGUCCUCAGUGCAGCCUAGUGUACCAAUUAACAAUGCCCAUGAAGGUUAUUGGAAACCAGAGGGUCAAAAUUUCCAGCAUUACCAUGUUAGUUCUACACAGUCGAACUUUCAGAAUCCUUCGGAAUUGAAUCCUGUUCUGGGAAGCUCCUAUAAUCAACAAAAUCCUGAAGUCCUUCAACAACAAAGUGUACAAUAUUCAGCUUCUCAAGCUGUGGCCCAGAGUUAUCAGCCAACUCUACCCCCGCCUCCUCCAACUUCUGCACCCUUUGAUACAGUUAGGGUAAGCCAAAUGCAGAUUCCAACAAACCCUAGAAUCUCUUCCAAUUUACACAUGGGUUUACCAAAAAACAAUAAUGCUUCAACUGGGGUCACGAAACCUGCUUAUAUCAGCGUCUCGCUUCCAAAGCCUAAUGAUAAUGCAUCAUCACAUGCUCCUGCAGAUUCUUCUCUUAAGCCUGGUGUACUUCCCCCGUCACUGCGUGGAUAUGUAGAAAGGGCUUUAGCUCGUUGCAAGGAUGAUAGACAGAUGGCGGCUUGUCAAGAUAUCCUGAAGGAGGUUAUUACCAAGGCAAGUAAUGAUGGUACUCUGUCUACGCGAGAUUGGGAUACCGAGCCUCUUUUCACGAUUCCAGAUUCCAAUGUGAUUAAUAAUAAUAAUAGUUCAACACCUCCAUCAAUAAUGAAGAGCAGAAGAAGUCCAACUAGGCGUACAAAAAGUAGGUGGGAGCCUCUGCCAGAAGAGAAAUCAGUUGAGAAACAAGCGUCUUUUACUCCCGAUAGUUUUAAAUACAGUGGGUCAAGUCAUAACAACGAAAGGGAUGAUCAGUUUUCAACUGGAAAAUUAGAGAAGAAGGAGAAUAAAUUUAGCAACCUUGCAUUUUAUAUAUCAAAUAAAAAAGAAACAAAUAAAGCAGGUCUUAGGCCGGCUAAGAGGCAACAUGUUGGUGAUGGCCGGAUUGGAUCCAAUAAUGGUGACUCAUCCAGUGAUAGUGAUAAAGAACAAAGCCUCACUGCAUAUUACACAGGUGCAAUUACACUUGCAGAUUCUCCCGAGGAAAGAAAGAGGCGUGAAAGUCGUUCAAAGCGUUUUGAAAAGAAUCAUGGAAAUCGAGCAGCAUCCAAUCUUGCAAGAACAAAAAAUGCUGGAGCUGGAAACUUGUACUCUAGAAGGGCGUCUAUAUCUGUGUUAGCAAAUAGUACCGGUUUGGAUGAUGGUGCUGCCAGCAGGGCAGUUGAAGAUAUUGAUUGGGAUUCUCUUACUGUUAAAGGAACUUGCCAAGAAAUUGAGAAACGCUACUUGCGCCUCACCUCUGCCCCAGAUCCGGCUACUGUAAGACCAGAAGAGGUAUUAGAAAAAGCUUUGCUUCUGGUUCAAAAUUCUCAGAAAAAUUACCUUUAUAAGUGUGACCAACUAAAAUCUAUUAGGCAAGAUCUUACAGUACAACGGAUACGCAAUGAGUUGACCGUCAGGGUCUAUGAAACUCAUGCACGAUUAGCAAUAGAAGUUGGAGACUUAUCCGAGUAUAACCAGUGCCAGUCACAAUUGCAGACCCUUUAUGCCGAAGGAAUAAAGGGAUGCGAUACGGAAUUUUCUGCAUACAAUUUACUUUGUGUGAUCUUGCACUCUAAUAACAAUAGAGAUCUCUUGUCGGCAAUGUCUAGAUUAUCUUUAGAAGCAAGGAAAGAUGCAGGGAUAAAACAUGCUCUUGCAGUUCGUGCAGCUGUCACCUCUGGGAACUACGUAUUGUUUUUUAGAUUAUACAAGACUGCUCCUAAUCUGAACACCUGCCUAAUGGAUCUUUAUGUUGAGAAGAUGCGCUAUGCGGCUGUGAAAUGCAUGACUCGUUCAUAUCGUCCAACACUCCCAGUGUUUUAUGUGGCUCAGGUCCUUGGCUUUCAAUCAGCUGAAAUGUCGGAAAAAGAUACAGGAGGGUUGGAGGAGUGUACAGAAUGGUUGAAAGCUCAUGGUGCAUGUCUCACAAUGGAUAAUAACGGAGAGAUGAUGCUUGAUUCGAAGGCUUCAAUGGCUACUCUGUUUAUGCCAGAGCCGGAUGAUGCAGUGGCUCAUGGAGAUGCCAGUCUUGCCGUUAAUGAUUUUUUGACCCGUUCAUUAUCAUAAGCCUGUAAACUAACGCCUGGAUCCCAGAAACUGGCCUGGAAUUUAUACAUGGCAUGGUUUAUAAGAGGGGAUCAAUAGUGUAUGAUCACGAUAGAGAAAAUUCAGUGAGUUGAUAUAAUAUGUUGUUUUUGUUAGAAAUUAGAUCUUCAUUCUUUUCUAUAGAGGCACAACGUGUAAGGUAAACUGGAUAAAGCAAGUUAUUGUGUUAGUUUUAUAAUUUAAUUUCCAUGUGUUGAUAUCAA